GUAUCGACCGGAACACGACGGUCUAUAGAUGCGCGUCGACAUAACGGUCCUCUCUCGCCCGCGGUCUCUUUCCUCACGGAGGAUGACUUCGGGUGUCUCGCUCCCGUCGUUCACGAAUCUCUCGGGAAUGCCGCCAAAAUAUCAUGAAGGGCCCGGGGAUUUCUCGUGCCGAACCUGACAUCGACGACGCGAAUGACCACGCGCGAUAGCGGGCUAAGCGGGCUUCUCUUUAGAUACACACUGUCUUACGAAACGCGCGAUCGUCAGUAUCGCGUAUCGCCCGUUCCCGUUGUACGCGACUGAUUGUAUACUUGUCUGAAACGGUACAUGUGAUUGCAUCAGUUUUUUCUUUUUUUUUUUUUAAUUAAAAGCGAACGAUGACGACGAAAAGUGUCACCGGGCCGAUCAGCGCGGAAAUGCCCCACGUGCUGGAGAAAAAUCGCGCCAUGGGAAACAUCAAGGAUGGCAUGAUCGAUUUCGUUGCCGGCUCGCUCGGCGGCGUAGCGCUCGUUUAUGUAGGUCAACCGCUGGACACAGUGAAGGUAAAAAUGCAGACGUUUCCAUCCAUAUAUAAGGGCAUGGCAAAUUGCUUUAUGCAUACAUUAAGAACAGACGGUAUCGCGAGAGGUUUGUAUGCCGGGACGAUUCCGGCAGUGGCUGCCAAUGUCGCCGAGAAUUCAGUAUUAUUCGCGGCAUACGGCGGCUGUCAGAAAGCGAUCGCUCAUUUAUUAGGUGCACAGAGCGUAAAAGAGCUGAGCUCCUUCAGCAACGCCUGCGCCGGUUUCUUUGCCGCGUUUUUCUCCUCGCUGACGCUAUGCCCGACUGAAUUGAUAAAAUGCAAGUUGCAGGCGGUGAAGGAAGUCGAACAGAUGCAAACAGCCGCAAAUAAAUCCACGAGAUCUCGCGUAGGACCAUGGAAUUUAACGAAACAGAUUCUUAAGGAACAAGGUGUAAGAGGCCUGUUUGUAGGUCUAUCGUCGACGAUAGCCCGAGAGAUGCCGGGCUAUUUCUUUUUCUUCGGUGGUUACGAGGCCACGAGAGAAUUGUUGACGACGAAGGAUCAAAAGAGGGAUGACAUCGGCUGGCAGAAAACAAUGGUGGCCGGCGCGGUAGGCGGCGCGAUGCUUUGGCUAGCGAUAUUUCCCGCUGAUGUAGUUAAAAGCAGAAUACAGGUGCAGAACUUAAAAACACCCGCCUUCAUAAUCUUCAAAAAUAUUGUGCGGCAAGAAGGCAUUGGCGCGUUAUAUAAUGGAUUAACACCAACCUUAAUAAGAACGGUACCAGCGACCGCGACACUAUUCAUCACCGUCGAAUACACGAAGAAAUUUAUGUACAAUUAUUUUUGAAACCGGCUUCAGUAUUUCCGUUUUCUCAUGCCUCUUGAAUUUGAUGAUAGAGAAAUUUUAAACUGGUCAAAUUGUAUGCCAUACUUUCGCCUAUAUAUCUGUAAAUACGUCCAUAAUAUGUAUAAUAAUAUAUCCAUAUGUAUAUAUAAUAAUUGUUAUUAACAUUUUGUUCAUAAAAACUAUAUUUCCGACAAUUUUUUUUUCUUUCUUCGUGUUAUUUAUAUAAUAUAUAUCUUUCUAAUAUAUCUAAUAUAAUAACUUUCAAAAGUUAUUAUGUAAUUAAAUAUUUUUUUGUUAU
Cataglyphis hispanica is the source of this 1644-nucleotide messenger RNA. Its product is annotated as mitochondrial ornithine transporter 1. The transcript is spliced from 6 exons. The coding region runs from base 378 to 1346 and encodes 322 amino acids. Gene Ontology annotation, biological process: mitochondrial L-ornithine transmembrane transport. Gene Ontology annotation, molecular function: L-ornithine transmembrane transporter activity. Lineage: Eukaryota; Metazoa; Arthropoda; Insecta; Hymenoptera; Formicidae. The record is from RefSeq and is a predicted model, not a curated record.